UUGAAUUCUUUGCUUAUGUGGUUAUCAUUCUCCGAACAAUGUGGUUAUCAUCACAUAAAAAAGAUAUCUCAUUAAGAAAAAAAAAUGAAUGCGAUGAGUGGAUAGCAAUUGAGUUGCCCCAAAUAUUAGAAAUCCUCGUAUUGUAACACAAGUUAUAAAAAUAGAGACAUUCAAUAAUUCACAAAAUUUAUGUCACAAGAUGGCUCUUGUCAUAUCUUCUUCUUCUUCUUCUGGUGCCUAUCCGUUACCGAAUGUUGGCAAUCAUUCUGGCAAUUAUAACUAAUUAUAACUUUGUUGUCAGCCGCUCUAAAAAGUUCCGGGGUGGACACUGCAAACCAUGUUCUCAAGUUCUUUAACCAGGAAAUUCGUCUCCUACCAACACCUCUCCUGCAAAGAACUUUACCCUGUAGUUCUCAUUUUAACAACUGAUAUUUAGUUCCAUUCCUCAUAAUGUGUUCCAGAUACUCCAAUUUUCGUCUCUUGACAGUGUACAUUAUCUCCACCUUCUUACUGAGUUGUUGAAGAACCCUGUUGUUGGAAACUUUGUCCAUCCAUGAUAUUUUCAGAAUUCGUCUAUAGGUCCACAUCUCGAACGCUUCAAGUUUCUUUGUUGUUGUUUCAGUCAGGGUACAAGACUCAACUCCAUAUAACAAAAUGGAAAAUAAUAUAUAACAACGGAGGAGUCUAAUUUUCAGUUCAAGGGUCAAAUUAUGCGACUUGAACACUCUUGACAUGAUUUUGAAUGCCGUUCUCGCCUUUUCAAUCCGAGCUCUCACCUCCUGAGAAUGGUCCCACUGCUCAUUCAAAACUACCCAGGCAAAUAUAAGUCGGCACUCUCUCCACUACCCUACCAUCAAUAGUAAAAUGCACAUUCUCAACUUUUUCUUUACUAAUUAUCAUUGUCUUUGUUUUGUUAAUGUUGACAUCCAGCCCAUAUUUUUUACUAACUUCAGCUACUUUGUCCAUUAGCAGUUGAAGUCCUUGCGGGGUGUCGGCAAAAAUUACUGUAUCAUCAGCAUACCUGAAAUUGUUGAAUCUAUCUCCAUUCAAUAGUACGCCGGCCUCCGAGUAUUCCAAGGCUUCUUGGAAAAUUGCCUCUGAGUACAAGUUGAAUAUUAGCGGAGAUAAUUUACAACCCUGCCGUACUCCUCGGAGAAUUUUAACUUCUUCUAUUUUCUCAUUGUUGACUCUAACAGAUGCCGACCGAUUCCAAUACAGGUUUUUAAUUAAACGCAAAUCCUUACCAUCAAUUCCGCUAUCCCGCAGGACCUCCAUCAUUUUAUUAUGUUGAACUCUGUCAAAUGCUUUUUGAUAAUCGAUGAAGCAGGCAUAUAUAUAACAGUUCAUGUCGCGGCAGCGUUGGAAAAGGACCUGUAUAGGGCCUUUUAAGGUAAGCGCAUCUCUAGUUCCCAGUCCUUUCAUGAAGCCAAACUGUCAUAUCUACAGUAACUAUAUAACUGGUUAUAUCUAGCCUUUAAUAGUGUGGUUAUAAUAAAAUAUUAAUCCAAAAAUAUAUAUUUAUCCAUAUGGCUUCUAUUGGUGAGGAGACCAUGGUGGAUGUUCCACCUCACCUUUGUUUGACUUUACCUACUAUUAAAUAAUCUCAAAAUUUUGCUAACAUUACUAUUCUACAAGACUAUCCUCAUGCUUUCGUUAUUCCAUGAUGUAUUCAACAAGUUGUAUGGUAAAAGUAUAAUCUGAUUAAUUACUGCUGAUACGUAGGCUAAAUCAGAAAUUGCGAAUUAAGUCAUAUGAUGUGUGUCAAAGACAAAAUUUCUUAUCGGGGCUCUGACGCUACCCGGCAUAGGUUAAAAAAUACUUUUUGUGAAAAUUUGUGAUGUUUUUAAAAUUUUUAAGAUUACUACUUCAUACCUUUACUUAAUUUUAAAAUCCAACGUCCAAAAGGAAAUACACUACCAGGCUCAAAAUUACAAUAAUGAUGGAACAAAUACUAAGGGAGAGACGAAAAUCGGACGUGGAUAAUACUGGAGAUGAAAAACAACAAAUAUACUGGCACGUCCGAAAACUUGUAAAAAAAAUUAAACCUGCCAAUCAAGUUGAGACUCGAAGUCUAUUGGAAAAACUUGUAAAAUACGAUUUUAAAAAUGAGAAAGUACGAGAUGCCAUGAAGGAUUCAGGUGGUUAUCACUUGUUGGCGAAUAUAUUGAAAUGUAACGAUUACGACUGCAACAGGGCAACUUUGGAUGUGUUGCUGAAAAUGACUCAGAUUGAAGUUCUUCAAAGACUGGUUAUAGAACUAGGAGUGAUCCCAAGCCUGAUUUCGUACCUGGAGCGUCCGAUCGCAGAGCUGCAGGCGACCAGCGCUCUCAUUAUUUCGCAAAUGGCCGAACUGCAGCGAGGUCGAGAUGAGUUCCAGCGCAGGCAGGGAAUCGAGACACUCAUCAAACUGGUCGACGUGCCACUAACAUUGGUCACCAGAAGCGAAAACCAACUCAGCGCCGAAGAAAAAGAACAAAUCGAAACACUCAUCAACUGCAUGAAGGCGUUCUACCAGCUAUCGUAUUGUGAUUCAGUCAAAACCCAACUCUUCAAUCUAGGCAUCACCAAAGUUAUCAGAAACUUCCUACAGGCGAAAAACGUGCAACUAGUCGAGUACACAAUGGGCUUGCUCCAGAAUUGUGCCGUGGACGAAUCUUACCAGAAAGCCAUAGUUAAGGAGGAUAUCAUCAGGUUUGUUUUGAAAAGACUGAAAUCCAAAAAUGCCGAUGUGAAAGAACUCAGCGCCAGAGCGAUUUUCAGGAGCUGCGCUGAUGCACAGGCUAGAGAGCUGGUUUUCAAGCACAAUGGCAUCGACUAUCUGGUCGACUUGUUGGAUGCACCCGAUGAACAAAAGCGACUUCUAGCAGCAAUUACAGGAGCCAUAUGGAAAUGUGCAAAGUAUGAUUUGAAAGUAAUGAUGAAGAAGAAUGUGUUUCCAAAGUUGAUUCAACUAAUAACAAGGCCUAUUCAAGAUGAAGAGAAUGAAGAGAUUCGAGUGAAUACUGUAGGAGCCCUUGCAGAGCUUUGCCAACUGUCAGAGAACAGAAGAGCGCUCAUUCUACGAGGAAGCGAAGAGACUAUGAACACACUGAAGAAAUCGUUGAAAGUUGUCAAUACAGACUUGCUGGUCAACACUUGCGCUGUGAUUGGAGAAUGUGCACAGGAAAAGGAAUGCGUGGACGACAUAGUGAGAAACGACUUUGUGAGACUUAUUUGGUCAGUUUUGAAAAAUCCGUCCAUUGAGGUUCAAGCAAAAGCUGCCUGGGCGCUUAUACCGUGUAUACGGAACUAUGAUGAUGCAGGCGAAUUGGUACGAAGCUAUGUGGGAGGGUUUGAAGUCAUUAUUAGAAUGCUCGAUUCGCCGGAUCUCAAUGUGUUGGGACACACGUGUGCAGCAAUUUCUGAGAUAGCCAAAGAUAAACAAAACGUGGCAAUCCUCACAGAGCUAGGAAUGCUUCCAAAACUGUCAGCUAUAAUAUCCAAACAUAAAGGAUACAUCAUGAUGUACGCCUCUCUAGCGAUCAUGCAGAGCUGCAAAUGGAAGAAUAAUAGCUACGAUAUUGGAAGGAUGGGCACUAUCAAUCCACUCAUAUCACAUCUCAAGAAAAGUAAAUCUCUAGAAGAAAAAGCAGCCCUAAUUAAAGCAAUAAGUGCACUUUCCAACGAUGAUUUCAACUGUAUAACAAUGCACAAAUGUGGUAUUGUUCCGAUUUUAUUGGAUGCCAGUAAAAUUGAUAUGAGAGACAUGCAGGAAGAUAUCGCAAAGUGCUUUUCAAAUAUUAGAAGACUGGCGCUCCUGGUUGAUGGCAUUAAAUAUAGAGGAGCAAAAUACAAUUACAAAAAAAUCAAAUCGACCCGUUAUUCUAUGAAACCUGCCUGGUUAUAAAAAUGUACCGUACCGUAUGUCAAGGAUAUAUCGUGGAGGCUUAAAUAGAAAAAAUAAUCAAUCUCAAUAAUUUUAAGACUCCUGCGUAUGUAUGGUGGAACAGGAAAUAAAAGAACUGUGCCUCCAA
This is a messenger RNA of Nilaparvata lugens (brown planthopper), 4013 nucleotides long. RefSeq names its product armadillo repeat-containing protein 4. The transcript has 6 exons. The coding region runs from base 1937 to 3886 and encodes 649 amino acids. NCBI's taxonomy places the organism in Eukaryota, Metazoa, Arthropoda, Insecta, Hemiptera, Delphacidae. Gene Ontology annotation, molecular function: protein binding. The record is from RefSeq and is a predicted model, not a curated record.